AUGUCUCCUGUGGCACUGGACCCCAUCUAUGUUUCGUUUCAUAACGACGAUGAGACGACCCCGUUGUGCCUUGUCGAUGGGCGGCCUGACACCUUCAUGCUCACCACCGGCGGGUUUCCGCAGGACAUCAUCCUCAGCGUAGGCACCUCCGCCUCCUCUGACAUCUCCCGCCUGCGCUUGGAGCUGCACGAGGCGAAGCGCGUUGUGGUGGAAAAGUGCACCUUGGCGCUCCCCACCGUCUUUGAGAAGGUGGCGGAGCGCACGCUGCCUCGCACGGCCGAGGACGCGCGGCAGGUGGAGGAGCUGCACUUUGACGUGCAGAGUGCCGGCAAAGGCGUCCGCUACUUCCGCCUCCGUCUAUUGUCGGGGUACAGUCAGUUCGUCGGCGUCUUUGGGGUCGCGGCGGAGGGAGAGGAGUCGCAGCAGCGCAUCGCCGUCCUGGAGUCACGGCCCGAGGUGGUCAUGUGA
Molecule: messenger RNA, 468 nt
Organism: Trypanosoma conorhini
Lineage: Eukaryota; Euglenozoa; Kinetoplastea; Trypanosomatida; Trypanosomatidae
Product: Placental protein 25 (PP25)
Exons: 1
Coding region: 1-468 (155 amino acids)
Biological process (GO): intraciliary transport
Cellular component (GO): intraciliary transport particle B; centrosome; cilium
Source: RefSeq, a predicted model, not a curated record